AAAAAAAAAUCAAAAAAAAAAAAAAAUCGAUUAAUUCGAAAGAAGAUAAUAAAGACGAGGAGAACAGUGAUUUAAAAUGAACGUUAUCGCGUCGUUGAUCAUUGCGAUAUUCUUCGCUGCUUAUGUCGCCGAUUCGAGUGUCACGCCGGAUAAAGAAUUGACGACAGAUCUGCGAGAAACAUGGGACAACGAUUUUGUGAUUGCCAUUUCGAACGUUAAAUCGAGAAAGAAGCAAUCGGAAGCAACGGUUGAUAUUCUUCUAGCCACGAAGUACGACAGAUCUAAAAAGAAAAUGGUACUUAUGCUCGACAGGCGAAGUAAACGAGUGAUCUUCGAAAGUAUCGACAAGGAUGGUCAUCGAACUGCGGAACACCUUAACUUGGAAACGCCGAACGUGAACUUCCUGUUGAAAAAUAUAAUCGUCCUCGUGCAUCAGAGUCAGCCUGAUCCCCGAAUGGACGUUUACAUUGAUUGCGUUUACCAAGGCACGAUACCAUUGAGGAAGAGCUUUCGAAAGUUGGCAGACAAUGAAGAUAACUCUCUUGUAGAGGCGUUCAGAGAAAGGAGGAACCAAGUGAAAGUGUAUCCGUUAUCAUCCAUUAUCGACGCCCUGAAGCAAGAAAACUGCCCGGACAAUCUGGCCGAUAUGGACUCGUUGUCGAGUUUCCACAAGCACAAAGAAUCUCGCGAAUUGAUUGCAAGCCCAACGAGUAACCAUCCUGACAAGAAUUUCGACGAGACCGACACUGGCUCGAAGUAUCGUAUAAAAUUAAAGAACAAGGGAAAUCAUCAUCUUCGGUCGAAAGAAGAUGAAGUUUCAGACAUGUUCGAGGACGCGGAUCAAUUUGACGAUUUCAGUGAUACACGUCGAUCGAAAAGUGAUUAUCAAUCUGCCGAACGAGAUCGAUCGAAUAGCGACAAAUAUCGUUCUACGAACGAGUUCGAAGCUGAUCGGGAAGUUUCUUCGGGUCACGUGAAACGUUUGCGUCAGAGGACACCGCCUGGUCGCGAGAAAUCCGCGGAAUUUAUUUACCAUAAUAAUUAUGAUGAACUCGAUGCAUUGAGUCAGGCGAAUUACAAACGGGUUCCGAGAAGAGGGGACAUAGGGAUUCAAAGUCUCGAUGAAAGAGUUCCACCGACGACCACGACGGCAGCUCCUCCUCCUAGUUGCGAUUACAAAUCGCCCUGCUUCCCGGGAGCUGACUGCCGUAACACACCACGUGGACCACAGUGCGGAGCAUGCCCGCCGGAUUACACCGGCGAUGGAUAUCGUUGCAUGAAAAUUAGUUGCGCGCACAACCCUUGCUUUCACGGUGUCCGUUGCUACGACCGCGCGGAUGGAUAUAGCUGUGGAAAAUGUCCCAACGGUUAUAUAGGUGAUGGUAAAUACUGUGAACGACGCAGAAAUAAUUGCGAGCCUCAUCCCUGUUACCCGGAAGUACAAUGCGAACCAAUUCUUUAUCCACCGUACUUUAGAUGCGGUUCUUGCCCAAGCGGGUUUAUCGGUAACGGUUCUACGUGUGUUGAUGUGAACGAAUGCGAGUUGGCACAACCCUGCCAUCCGGCAGUUCGAUGCAUCAACCUUCGUCCAGGAUUUAGAUGCGACACUUGCCCGCCCGGAUAUACCGGGACGAUAAUCGAAGGAAUCGGUUUGGAGAUCGCACAGGCUCGCAAGCAAGUUUGCCAGGACAUAAAUGAAUGCGACAGUAACAAUGGUGGAUGCGAUCCAUAUAUGGAAUGCAUCAAUACGGAGGGUUCGUACAGAUGUGGUGCUUGCAGAGCAGGCUUUGUGGGCAACCAAACAGUUGGCUGUCAUCCUAGUCAUAGUGUCUGCCCAGAUUUAGUAACUAUGUGCGAUGUAAACGCUGAGUGUAUCUGCAUCGAUACGAACGAGUACUCGUGCAAGUGUCGCGUUGGGUGGGCAGGAAAUGGACUGACCUGUGGUCUUGACAGAGACAGCGAUGGUAUUCCUGACAGAAGCCUGCAAUGUCACGAUCGACGCUGUCGUAUGGACAACUGUCCGUUAAUACCAAACAGCGGCCAAGAGGACGCGGACAGAGACGGUUUAGGCGAUGCCUGUGAUCCAGACGCUGAUAACGAUGGCGUUUUGAACUCUUCUGACAACUGUCCUUUAAUUUCGAAUCCUGGCCAAGAGGACACCGAUCGUGACGGUCCUGAUUCCAUCGGCGACGUUUGCGACAAUUGUCCUCUAGUGAGAAACCCGAAGCAGGAAGAUACCGACGACGAUGGCAUCGGUGAUGCUUGCGACAUCGACAUCGACAACGACGGUAUUUUUAACAACGAAGACAACUGUCCAAGAAGGAAGAAUCCAAAUCAAGAUGAUCAAGAUAUGGACGGUAUUGGCGACGCUUGUGACAAUUGUCCUUACAGUUAUAACGAGGACCAAUCGGACCAAGACGGAGAUGGGGUAGGUGAUGCUUGCGACAACGACAACGACAGGGACAGAGACGGCGUGCAAGACGAUAGAGACAAUUGUCCUGAUAUCGCGAAUCCAGGACAAAAUGACGAUGACCACGAUGGCAGAGGGAACGAAUGCGACGACGAUAUAGACAAUGAUGGUCUGCCCAAUUCGAUUGACAAUUGUCCAUACGUUUAUAAUCCAGAUCAACGUCACACUCAUCAUCAAUAUGUUGGUGACGCUUGCUGGAACGACAAUGAUAACGACACUGUGAAGAACACACUUGACAAUUGUCCCAACAAUAGUUUGAUUUGGACGACAGAUUUUAGAAAGUAUACUACGAUUGCUCUAGACCCUGUUGGUACUGCCCAGGAAGAUCCUGUUUGGGUAAUACACAACGAAGGCGCUGAGAUCCAGCAGCUCGUGAACAGUGACCCCGGGAUUGCCAUUGGUCCGGAUACAUUCAGUGGCGUAGAUUUCGAGGGUACGUUUUUCGUCGACGACGACGGAGACGACGACUCCGUUGGUUUCGUGUUCUCUUAUCAGGACAACCGUAGAUUCUACAUCGUAUCCUGGAAGAAACGUCACCAACCAUAUUGGAUGCCGACGCCAUUCAGAGCGGUGGGAGAUCCUGGUAUUUUCUUGAAGCUCGUCGAUUCGAGCACAGGGCCUGGAGAAAUCCUCAGAAACAGUCUCUGGCAUAAUCAAGACACACCCAAUCAAGUGAAGAUCCUUUGGCACGAUCCGAAGAAAAUCGGAUGGAAAGAAAGAACCCCGUACAGAUGGCAAUUAUUACAUAGACCUAAGAUCGGCCUGAUUAGAUUUAGGCUUUAUCAAGGAAAACAGCUGAUGGCCGACUCGGGCAACGUGUACGAUUCGACGCUGAAAGGUGGCAAAUUGGGUGUUUACUGUUUCUCCCAAGAAAAGAUUACUUGGUCUAAUUUGUUGUACGUGUGUAAAGAAACUGUCCCGCAAUCAGUAUGGAGCGAGUUGCCGGAGAAUUUGAAAAGGGAAGUGGACGUAGAGAUGAGUAACGAAAUAAGAUCUCAGUACAAUCAACAAUCUAUCUAUUACGAUUAAUAUAAAUCUAUCAAUUGCUUCUCGAGAUUUAUUCCAUUAUCUUGGACAAAUGUGUCGUCUGUUUAAACCGGAUAUUACGGAUUUGGUUCGUUUUCUUGCAGUGAAAACUAAAAAUGUAUCCUUUAUGCCUAAAUGUAUAUUUACGAUUUUCACUCGAUAUGGCCAAACUUUAUUCUGAAAUUUCGCGUUUCAUCUCCUCUUUUAUUACUUUCUUUUCCUUUCACUGGAGUUCCAAGUUUUGUAACAUUUUAAGUGUAUACGUAAUUAAAGAUACAACGUGACAAAUACCUUUCAAUGAACCUUCAUCAGCUAAGGGCGAGUAAAAUCUAUACGAGGGUGAUAUCUUAAAAAUAGAUUAUAUCUUGCGGAAUGUGUGCAACGAACGCUUAAUUCUAUAAUUAACAGGGGAAGAUUUAAGUUUAAAUGUGCGCUUUUCGAACGACUCGAGUCAAAUUCGUUAGAUUUAUUAUUAUAUUACGAUUUUGGUGUAUAGAUCGUGCGCCAAUGCAUGAAAGGAUUAGUUGCUUUUACGAGAAAUGGACAAUUUCUUGGAAAUUUCUUACUCUCGCUAAUUUUGAAUGGGAGUUUUAUGUUUUAAAAUUAAAUGGUCAGGAACAGCAGAAGUAAAUUCCAAAAUAUUUAAAACUGACUUCUUCUGCUUUGUCUAAUUUCAAUCUAAUAAGAAAUAAGCUGAUAGUAUAGUUUGCAAUUUUAACGUUACUUAGUUUUUAGAAAUACAUUUAAUUCGUAGUAAUUAGCACGAAUUGCUGUCCUUCACGAUUGUUUUGUUGCGAUAUAAUUAUGAUAUAAUUGCAAUUUAGUAGCCAUGACAAUAUAUACAGGAAGAGAAAAAUCUACAAAUUUCUAAAAAGCUUCGUGCGUGAUAAAAAUAAAAAAUUAAAAUUAAAUAAAAUUAAAAGAAACGUGCACGAUUAGUUUCGCAAUUUAAAAAUAAUAAACAUUACAAAUACUAUCUAAGCAAUUAUUUUUCAGCUUUCCAAUAAAUGUUUUCAAAAUGUUAGAUUCUUCUUCAGAUAUCCUGUAUACAUGUAGGUAUGCAUAUAGUAUACAUAUAGGUGUACAUCAAUAUACGUUAUAUUAAAUAUUCAUAAUAAAUAUUCCAAAAAUAGUUUCACGUACUUUCAUUGCUUUCUACUUUAAAAAAAAACAAAUCUAAUUUGCGUCAUAUCAUCGAAAAUUUUAAUUUAAUUUAAUUUAUAUGUCUUAAAUUCUUCAACUGUUUAUCAAUUUAAAUUUCAAAUUCUUUCCUUUUUUUUUUCUUCU
Molecule: messenger RNA, 4783 nt
Organism: Heterotrigona itama
Lineage: Eukaryota; Metazoa; Arthropoda; Insecta; Hymenoptera; Apidae
Source: the annotation of a GenBank genome assembly